Pseudoliparis swirei is the source of this 2030-nucleotide messenger RNA. It is a transcript of the gene ywhae1, whose product is annotated as tyrosine 3-monooxygenase/tryptophan 5-monooxygenase activation protein, epsilon polypeptide 1. Bases 195 to 962 code for a protein of 255 amino acids. Gene Ontology annotation, cellular component: cytoplasm. NCBI's taxonomy places the organism in Eukaryota, Metazoa, Chordata, Actinopteri, Perciformes, Liparidae. Gene Ontology annotation, biological process: signal transduction. The transcript has 6 exons. The record is from RefSeq and is a predicted model, not a curated record.
UGAGACCGGCCGCCAUCUUUACUCCAUCAACAGCACAUCGCUGCCGGUGGGGCGGAACACCACUCAUCGACCCAGUUGAUUUCUAGGAACCGCCGACAGACCUGGCGCUCCGCCGUGUGUUUUUUCCCCCCCACUGAAGAAUCGCCGCGUUUCGACCCGUUUCGCCUCCUCCAGCUGCCGCACCUCGACACACGAUGGGAGAGCGAGAGGACCUCGUUUACCAGGCGAAGCUGGCCGAGCAGGCAGAGCGAUAUGACGAGAUGGUGGUGUCCAUGAAGAACGUGGCGGGCAUGGACGUGGAGCUCACGGUGGAGGAGAGGAACCUCCUGUCGGUGGCCUACAAGAACGUGAUCGGCGCCCGCAGAGCCUCGUGGAGGAUCAUCAGCAGCAUCGAGCAGCGGGAGGAGAGCAAAGGCAGCGAGGAGAAGCUGAAGAUGAUCCGGGAAUACCGGCAAACGGUUGAGAAGGAGCUGAAGUCGAUCUGCGGUGAUAUUCUGGAUGCACUGGACAGACACCUACUGCCCUCUGCUGUCAUGGGAGAGUCCAAGGUGUUCUACAACAAAAUGAAGGGCGACUACCACAGGUACCUGGCAGAGUUCGCCACCGGCAACCACAGAAAGGAGGCGGCGGAGAACAGCCUGGUGGCCUACAAAACCGCCACCGACCUCGCCAUGCUGGAGCUCCCGCCCACGCACCCCAUCCGCCUCGGCCUCGCCCUCAACUUCUCCGUCUUCUACUACGAGAUCUUAAACUCUCCCGACCGCGCCUGCAGGUUGGCGAAGGCCGCGUUCGACGACGCCAUCGCCGAACUGGACACACUGAAUGAAGACAGCUACAAGGACUCCACACUCAUCAUGCAGUUGUUACGCGACAACCUGACAUUAUGGACUUCAGAUAUGCAGGGAGAAGGUGAAGAACAAAACAAAGAGGCGAUGCAGGACGUGGAGGACGAGGCCCAGUGAGACGACGACGCCACCGCCAGCCAACAACUUGAGCCCCUCCCCCUUUCACCCUUCCUCGCCAUUCUCUCCCCCACCCUCCUCCUCCUUUCUUCCACCCCCUGCAGCUCCGUGGACCCAGCAGGGCCCGGCGGAGCCAACACGUUUAUGUUUCUCUUCUUUUUUAUUUUUAUAUUAGCCCUUGCAUCAUUCAAGUCGACAGCACUUAAAGGAGACAGGAAACAGGAAGUCAGGCGGAGAUGAAGAGGGUCCCGAGGUUGUUUCUGUGUUCUUAUUGUCCCGGUACACGCGGUUCUGGAACCUUCUCUUUUUGUUCUCAUUAUUGUAUUUUCGUUUUGUUUUUUUCUCUUUUUUUUCUCUCAAUAUUUGUAUCAGUUGCUGGAUGUGUUGAGAAUUGUUUUUCUUAAUGUAAUUACAGAAAUUAACUUUUAUGACUGAUAAUGUUGACUUAUUAGUUACGAGAGCUUAUUUUAGCUCUUUUGUUUUUAGUGAAUUGUCACGCGGAUCAUUUUAUCUUGUUGGUGUCGUCGUCGUCGUUGUUGUUGUUGUUGUUGUUGGGCAGUUUUGGGAAAACUACAAGAGCCCUUUUUUUUUUUUUUAACUUAGGAUUUCAGAGGAAGUUGGCAAAAUUUGCGAUAUCCACGUGGAGCAGAGGAGCGCUCGACUUUCCCCCGUAGUGAUGCUGUCGUCAUGUUUUUGUAGUUCUGUGCUGAGAUACUGUAAUAUACGUGCUGAACCUCCGGAGGGCGACCUACUGCUAGUUUGAGUUAAAGUCUCGAUUCGGCCUCUAAAAUCCCAAAAGCAUCGUCGGCGCUCGCAUUACGUUAACACGUUUUUAUUUCCCCGACUUUCUUAUUCCUAAAAGAGUUCAGAGGUUGUUUAUUUUAGUUUGUUUCGCGGUUUCCUUUUUUGUUUCCCCUCCUUUGUUGUUGUUUUUGCUUCAUUGUGUGUAACGUGGAGCUGAUUUGUACUACUGGAUAUCUGACUGGAGCCACAGACGGGGAAUCUGUUCUUACUGAAACACAGCAUGGAAUUAACAUUAAACAAUCUAAAUUAAACGUUACGAGCUGA